This is a messenger RNA of Neomonachus schauinslandi (Hawaiian monk seal), 1842 nucleotides long. It is a transcript of the gene PPARG, whose product is annotated as peroxisome proliferator activated receptor gamma. NCBI's taxonomy places the organism in Eukaryota, Metazoa, Chordata, Mammalia, Carnivora, Phocidae. The transcript has 7 exons. Gene Ontology annotation, cellular component: nucleus. Gene Ontology annotation, molecular function: zinc ion binding; nuclear receptor activity; RNA polymerase II cis-regulatory region sequence-specific DNA binding. Gene Ontology annotation, biological process: hormone-mediated signaling pathway; cell differentiation; negative regulation of transcription by RNA polymerase II. The record is from RefSeq and is a predicted model, not a curated record. The coding region runs from base 5 to 1633 and encodes 542 amino acids.
GGUCAUGUUCACAAGUUCUACUACUGCAAGUCCUUUUCUUUUAAUGGAUUGGUCUUUUGCAAGAAAUAGACAGAAUAUCAGUGUGAAUUACAGCAAAUCCCUCUUCCAUGCUGUUAUGGGUGAAACUCUGGGAGAUUCUCUUACUGACCCAGAAAGCGAUUCCUUUGCUGAUACACUGUCUGCAAGCACUUCACAAGAAAUUACCAUGGUUGACACCGAGAUGCCAUUUUGGCCCACCAACUUUGGAAUCAGCUCCGUGGAUCUCUCUGUAAUGGAUGAUCACUCCCAUUCUUUUGACAUCAAGCCCUUCACCACUGUGGAUUUCUCCAGCAUUUCCACUCCACACUAUGAAGACAUUCCAUUCGCGAGAGCGGACCCAAUGGUUGCCGAUUAUAAGUAUGACCUGAAGCUCCAAGAGUACCAAAGUGCAAUCAAAGUGGAGCCUGCAUCCCCGCCUUAUUAUUCUGAAAAGACUCAGCUAUACAGUAAGCCUCAUGAAGAGCCUUCCAACUCCCUCAUGGCAAUUGAAUGCCGAGUCUGUGGAGAUAAAGCUUCUGGGUUCCACUAUGGAGUUCAUGCUUGUGAAGGAUGCAAGGGUUUCUUCCGGAGGACAAUCAGAUUGAAGCUCAUUUAUGAUAGGUGUGACCUUAACUGUCGGAUCCACAAAAAAAGUAGAAAUAAAUGUCAGUACUGUCGGUUUCAGAAAUGCCUUGCUGUGGGAAUGUCUCACAAUGCCAUCAGGUUCGGGCGGAUGCCACAGGCCGAGAAGGAGAAGCUGUUGGCGGAGAUCUCCAGUGAUAUCGACCAGCUGAACCCCGAGUCGGCUGAUCUCCGGGCCCUGGCAAAACAUUUGUAUGACUCAUACAUAAAGUCCUUCCCGCUGACCAAAGCAAAGGCGAGGGCGAUCUUGACAGGAAAGACAACAGACAAAUCACCAUUUGUUAUCUAUGACAUGAAUUCCUUAAUGAUGGGAGAAGAUAAAAUCAAGUUCAAACACAUCACCCCCUUGCAAGAGCAGAGCAAAGAGGUGGCUAUUCGCAUCUUUCAGGGGUGUCAGUUCCGCUCAGUGGAAGCUGUGCAAGAGAUCACAGAGUAUGCCAAAAGUAUCCCUGGUUUUGUAAACCUUGACUUGAAUGACCAAGUAACUCUCCUAAAAUAUGGCGUCCAUGAGAUCAUUUACACGAUGCUGGCCUCCUUGAUGAAUAAAGAUGGGGUUCUCAUAUCAGAGGGCCAAGGAUUCAUGACAAGGGAAUUUCUAAAGAGCCUGAGAAAGCCCUUUGGUGACUUUAUGGAGCCCAAGUUUGAGUUUGCUGUGAAGUUCAAUGCACUGGAAUUAGAUGACAGCGACUUGGCAAUAUUUAUAGCCGUCAUUAUUCUCAGUGGAGACCGCCCAGGUUUGCUGAAUGUGAAGCCCAUUGAGGACAUCCAGGACAACCUGCUUCAAGCCUUGGAGCUCCAGCUCAAGCUGAACCACCCCGAGUCCUCUCAGCUCUUUGCCAAGCUGCUCCAGAAAAUGACAGACCUCAGACAGAUUGUAACAGAACAUGUGCAGCUAUUGCAAGUCAUAAAGAAAACAGAGACAGACAUGAGUCUUCACCCGCUCCUACAAGAGAUCUACAAGGACUUGUAUUAGCAGACAAGUCCGCAUUCACUGACAAUGUGUUCCUUCUUCCGAUUGCACUAUUAUUUUGAGGGGAAAUCUGACACCUAAAAAAUUUACUGUGAAAAAGCAUUUUAAAAAGAAAAGGUUUUAGAAUAAUAGAUCUAUUUUAUGCAUAUUGUUUAUAAAGAUACAUUUACAAUUUACUUUUAAUAUUAAAAAUUACCACAUUAUGAAACUGC